Molecule: messenger RNA, 860 nt
Organism: Quercus robur (English oak)
Lineage: Eukaryota; Viridiplantae; Streptophyta; Magnoliopsida; Fagales; Fagaceae
Exons: 4
Coding region: 64-627 (187 amino acids)
Source: RefSeq, a predicted model, not a curated record
CCCCCCCCCCCGAAAAGACCAGUUGGACCAUUUUUAAUUUAUUAUAAAAAGCAAAUAGAAUUGAUGAAAGCUAAGGGCAUUGUCGCUAAGAUAAGCACAACAGUUAAGACGGAGAUUAGAGAAAAGUGGAUGAAUCUUGAUGAAGAUUCUAAAUUAGAGUACAAGAAGGAAGCACGUGAGAAUUCUGAAAAAUAUGCUAAUUUGUCACAUAAUAUUCCUCGCAAAUCACGUAAAGUUUCAUUAUAUACUCGAUGUGCCCCUAAUCGUGUUCAUUUGAUGGCUUUAAAUUUAAAUGAAAGACAAAGAUUUGUUAUUCGAGAAAUGGGAUUUGGUAGUAUGUUGGAUUUAAGGUCUAUACAAUUGGAUAGAGAUUUUUGCAAAUGGUUAGUUGAUCAUUUUGACCACAAUUCUUGUACAUUGGAUAUUUGUGGAAGGAGGUUACCAAUAUCCACUAAAGAUGUAGAAUUUAUUCUAGGAAUAAAAUCAAGUGGGGUAGAUGUGUCUAUUGUUGCAAGCGCUGAAGAGAUAAAUCAUAUAUGCCAACAACAUGGAUUAAAUGUGGUAGGGGGUAUACCAAUUUACCUCUUAGAGGGCAAGCUGAAGGAGAUGAAAACAUCAGGAAAAUAAUUUGUUGGUUGUUUUUUGCUGUUUCUAUUGGGUACUUUAUUAUGUCCCACUCCAAAACCUUAUAUCAAAUGGUCCUUUAUCUCAAUUCUCCUUAAUAUUGAUGAGUUCAAAAACUUGAAUUGGGCGAAGUUGGUGUUGGAUUUUCUUAUUCGAGGUGUGCGCAAAUAUAAAGAAAAGAAUCGUGUUGGCGUUAAUGGUUGCUUGCUAUUUUUAAUGGUAAGUUGUAGAAAAUA